AUGAAUAGCGGUGAUGAUCUACUACGUCCUCAAGAAUUAGCCUCGUUUCAAGUUUCAGCCCUUUCUCAGUCGACAUGGCAGGCGUUACUCCCUUCUGCUGGUUCUUCGACUCACUUGCCAUACCGCUGUAGUAGCAUCAAAUCGCUAUUGAACCAAACGCCAUCAAUUCCGGAAACCACCCAAGUCAUCGAAGGAGUUGAGAAGGAUUCGAUCUUUCUCGAAGGUUAUGCGACUUGGACAGUCUCGCCGCCUAAUAAACGAUUGAAUCACAACUGCGACUUGCCUUCGAUCAAAAAGACGUCGCCGCGGAAGGUUUAUAUUGGAGAGUCUUGCCCAGCAGUUUGCAACUUAUCAAAUGUCUACUUGUCUGGAUGGCCAGGGCUUCAACAGCUGACAAAUUCGGCUGGUAAUUACCUCGCUAUGUUCGUGCUUGGCUGGUCAUAUAUUCUUUCUGUACGAUUGAUAGAACUCCGGCGAAGAACAACCGAAGACAGGGUUGUCUAUACCGACGAUAUGGCACAAUGGAAUCCGGCUCAUGAUGCAAAUUCUGGUGACUAUUUUGAGUUAGAUAUUGGGGGCGAUAGUGUCGCUGAGGUGAGAUGGUGGGCUGCAAUUCUCGCAGGUGGACGUGGCUGGCAGGCCACCCUUACUCGAGGAAGUGAAGCUUACUUCCCACCGUGGGAAUGCCAUUUGAAUAGUGAUGCUUUUAGGAGUUGCUUUCUUCUCUUCCCACGCUUGAACCCCCGUCUUCGGCAAUUGCACGAGAGUAUCUUCAUAACUUCGCCCGACGUCACGAUGCUUUCGAUCAACUUAUUUGUGCGCUGGCUGCUACCCUGA
Molecule: messenger RNA, 837 nt
Organism: Penicillium verrucosum
Lineage: Eukaryota; Fungi; Ascomycota; Eurotiomycetes; Eurotiales; Aspergillaceae
Exons: 2
Coding region: 1-837 (278 amino acids)
Source: RefSeq, a predicted model, not a curated record